GGAUACUCGCAAGCUAGGCUGGGCCGGCCCGCUCAAGGCAAGCCCGCUCGGCCGUGUCGUCAGCUUAGUCAACUUACUCAACCAGUGGGACUACAAGCGUUAAGGAGAGUACAGUGGUAUCACGAGCAUCAUACCGUUCCAACAGAGUAAGGAUGCCUGCAAUCGGCGCGGGUAAUGCGGACAUUCGCUCCAUCUGUGGAAUUGUCCUAAACGUUAUCAAGAGCAAAGUCAACCAUAUAUGUUCGGCUACUUGCGACGGCCUCGUGCUCAGGAUGCACUAUCGGUGGACCUUCUUUCUCCUGCUGGGUACCUUCCUCACGGUGUGGUACUCGUGGUAUCACCGUGAAAUCAUCACUUGUGUGUCACACUUCAACGCAGAUGCACAGGUCCGCCUCGACUACCUCAACAUCUGUCUCUCGUACCCCUUCAUCGUGGAGAAAGGAGAAAAAAGAUAUUUACUCUUCUACCGAUGGAUAGCGUGGGCAUUCUCGUUCCUAGCUUCAGUGUAUUAUAUACCACGAAAGGUAUCCAAGAACCUUGACAAUGCAAAAUGCAAGAAACUUUUGGAAGAUCUCGCUGCCAAUGCUCAUAGGUACGACCAAGCAGAGAGAGAGCUAGUGGACAGAGCCGCGGGGUACAUGAUCUUCAACAUCAAGACUCACAAUGGAUUGUACUGGAAAUUUCUCACUGUUAACAUCAUUGCCCUAUUAGUAGACAUCUUUGCUAUGCAGUUUCUCGACUUCCUGCUCCAGGGACGAUUUAUCCAGUACGGUUACAAUUCCUACCCAUUCUCGAGGGACCCACACAACUUCACCGACUACAUGUCAAAAACUUUCCCUCCAUUCGCCUCUUGUGAGAUUGCUAAACAACAUCAGCUGCUAAGUAAACGUACAGAGAUGUUCGGUUGUCACUUGACCAUCAUGGAGUUAUACGAAAAAUUGUUCUUGGGUCUAUGGGUGUGGAUCAUCACUCUCACCUUUGUCACUUGUUGCUACAUCAUCUUCCUCUUCUUAAUGUGGCUUCCAUAUGUCCAAGUUUAUCUUCUCCGCGUCGCUAAGCCUGUCCACGCCAGCGAUAAAGUUAGAGGGGUUGUACAUGCAGUGACACAAAACUGUAAGAUUGGUGACAUAUAUCUCCUGUACCGCCUGAAGGGACACCUCAGCCAUGUCAGGUUCUACGAGCUGAUGGUCAGACUGUCUGAUCCCAACUUGUGCAACAAGCAGAUUCAACAGAGUGGGCCUAACAAGCAGAUUCAACAGAGUGGGCCUAACAAGCAGAUUCAACAGAGUGGGCCUGGGGUCAUGCCAGAGAAUAAACAGGCAGAUAUCCUGAGGCAACGACAACCCAACAUGCCCCAGAACCCACCAGUGAACCAAGAGUAUUUGCAUCAACUGUUGGCAGGCAACCCAGAGAUGAUGGGAAGACAUCCACAGCAUCCAGACAACGCACUCCAUUACGCAAAAAAAGCACAAGCAUUCCCAGCGAAUAAUCAAACCCGGUGAGCUGUAAGUUACUACUGUGCUGAUGCUGCCAAGGGCUAGAGAUGCCUGGCGACAGACCGGUGCUUUUCUAAGGACUACACCUUCAGACAUUCUUGUCACCGAGACACUUUAUAUGCUACACUCGAGUCAAGUUUGUAGUUCGUGUGAUCUAAGAUAAAACGUGUGGUUUUCACGGUUCUGUUAUCUGAUUCUAACCUUAGGUGAAAAAAAUGUGUUAUGAACUAUAAUUUGUCAUGAUGUGCACAAAACCAGAGUGUAUUAGCCCCUGUCUCACGGCAAUAACAAUUAUAUAAAUUUGGGUUAAUACAAUUAGUUUAUACAAUCCAA
Messenger RNA from Homarus americanus (American lobster), 1829 nucleotides. Its product is annotated as innexin inx2-like. Gene Ontology annotation, molecular function: gap junction channel activity. The transcript has 3 exons. The record is from RefSeq and is a predicted model, not a curated record. Gene Ontology annotation, cellular component: plasma membrane; gap junction. Lineage: Eukaryota; Metazoa; Arthropoda; Malacostraca; Decapoda; Nephropidae. Bases 153 to 1502 code for a protein of 449 amino acids.